AUGGCCUGUGCGCAAACCAUGUCUCUUUUGGUUGAAGACGAGGAGACCGGCCACGCUGACAAGGAAGGUCAAAUCAGCGGGGCGCGUGUUCGGAAGGUGGUGCCAGCGCCCUGGUGUCGCAACCCGUUGGUCGAGAUUCUGGUGAUUUACAACGCCGACUCGACACUCGUGGGAGAGGUUCGAUAUUUUUUGCAAAAGGUGCUAUUUCAUAACUACUGCGCUGCUUGUGUGCUGACGCACGGACGGCGUAGCGAGAAGCCCGAGUGGGUCGCGCUCAAGUCCGGGCAGCACGACUGGGGUUCCAGGGUUCGCCUCCGGAACGUCCACCGAGACGAGAUAGGACCAGAGGCCCGAAAGGUCGCCGGCAAACAUCUGCCUUGUGUGCUGGGACGACUGGAGAACGGGUCGUACUUGUUGCUGCUCACGCGCGAGGAGCUCGAGCUCUGUAACGGCCACGUGGGCGGGUUCCGGGAGCGCCUCAGCGAAACCCUGGUCCGGCACGGUCUCUUUGUCUGGCUGGAUGGCACUACAGGGGACGCGACCUUAACCAAUGGUGCCUGCAAGAUGGUCGCGGAGCACCUCGAGAAUACGAAUGCGACUGUAACGCAUUCUCGAUAG
This is a messenger RNA of Cyanidioschyzon merolae strain 10D, 618 nucleotides long. RefSeq lists its product as hypothetical. NCBI's taxonomy places the organism in Eukaryota, Rhodophyta, Bangiophyceae, Cyanidiales, Cyanidiaceae. The record is from RefSeq and is a predicted model, not a curated record. The transcript has a single exon. Bases 1 to 618 code for a protein of 205 amino acids.